CACAAAAUUGAGCAAUGGAGAGUAGAAUAGAGAAGCGGAGAAUAGAGAGAGCAGAAAGAAAUGGCGGUGACAUUAUCAGCACUCUACCAGACUUUCUCCUCAUCCACAUCCUCUCUUUUCUCCCAACCCCCAUUCUCACAAGCAUUUUGUCGAGCAGGUGGAAGCCUCUCUGGACUCUCCUCCCAAUUCUCAACUUGGACCAGCGCACACUUCUAAGGAAUGAACAUACUUUCAGCUUUGUGGAUAGAGUGUCAAGAAUCUGGACUCUUUGCAACGCCAUUCCCCUACACACAUUGCGCAUCCGAUGGACCGCUAAUUGUCAGCUUUUCUAUGUUGAAACAUGGCUACGAGCCACCAUUCAUCUUGCCGUGUUGCAAGAACUCGAUCUAUUCAUAUAUACAUAUACGUAUUAUCAAGCUUUGGAGUUGCCCCGUACUCUCUUCUUUUCUACUACAUUAGUAGUUCUCAAAUUCAAAGAUCAGAUUUUUCUCAAUCCUCCUCAUGAUUGUAGCUUACCAAGUCUCAGGAUUCUGCAACUCAGCUAUGUUAAGUAUGCGAACCACAACUCUCUCUCCACAUUCCUCCAAGAUUUGACCCUCAAGAUGUCUGUAUCAGAUUUGAAAUAUUAGGACAAAAAUGCUGCCAAGUUCAAUAUCAUUGUACUCAUAGCUCCGCUCAAAAGAUUGCUUUUCAGUUCCAUUGCUGACUGUUCGUCAUACAAACUCCAAAUAAACACCCCAGCUCGAGUACUUUAAUUUCUU
Quercus lobata is the source of this 761-nucleotide messenger RNA. Its product is annotated as F-box/LRR-repeat protein At1g55660-like. The transcript has a single exon. The record is from RefSeq and is a predicted model, not a curated record. Gene Ontology annotation, molecular function: protein binding. Bases 15 to 629 code for a protein of 204 amino acids. NCBI's taxonomy places the organism in Eukaryota, Viridiplantae, Streptophyta, Magnoliopsida, Fagales, Fagaceae.